Austrofundulus limnaeus is the source of this 602-nucleotide messenger RNA. RefSeq names its product chloride channel protein 2. The record is from RefSeq and is a predicted model, not a curated record. Gene Ontology annotation, molecular function: voltage-gated chloride channel activity. Gene Ontology annotation, cellular component: plasma membrane. Gene Ontology annotation, biological process: chloride transport. The transcript is spliced from 3 exons. The annotation marks the transcript as partial. NCBI's taxonomy places the organism in Eukaryota, Metazoa, Chordata, Actinopteri, Cyprinodontiformes, Rivulidae.
AUAGCAGAAUGGGAGGAGAAGCAGCUUGAGGAGCAAGUCGACUUCAGCUCCUGCAAGAUAGACCCCGCCCCAUUCCAGCUUAUGGAGCGCACAUCACUGCACAAGACUCACACUAUUUUCUCCCAGCUGAGCCUUGAUUAUGCCUACGUCACCAGCAUCGGCCGCCUAAUUGGAGUGGUUUCCCUCAAGGAACUCUGUAAAGCCAUUGAGGGCUCAGUGACACUGAAAGACAUGAAGGUGCGUCCACGUCUAAUCAGUUUCCGUAACAGCAGCAGCAGCAAGACUGAGGCCACUGAGCUCCACAAGUUGUGGGACCGUCACAAGAGUGUGUCACUGCCUGGUGAUCACACCCUGUCAGAGUCCGAUGAAAAGUCUCAGUGAGAGGCAGUGGGGAAUACAGAUCAUGGGGUAAGAGCUGGUGGAGGUCACAUUAAGGUGUUAAAGCUCCAAAGCCACAAACAUGCAUAACUCCUAAGGGCAAAGGAUUCGUAUUUAUUUGUGGAGUUCAAGUUUGGGUCGGGACUCAAAGUGGGUUCCCGAAACAUCAAGGUGGGGUCCUGAAAAGAUUUUCUGAAUUAAUUACAUUUUAGUCUUAGUUGUUA